GCUGUGAAUGAGUUUGACACCAUGACCGCUGAGGACUCCACUGCAAGGAUGAGCAACGAUUCCUCCAACAUGGCUACCACGAAAGUCCCUGAAGGCGUUGCUGGUGCGCCCAACGAGGCAGCUCUGCUAGCCCUCAUGGAGCGCACUGGAUAUAGCAUGAUCCAGGAGAACGGGCAACGCAAGUAUGGUGGCCCUCCUCCCGGCUGGGAGGGUCUGCACCCUCCUCGUGGCUGCGAAGUCUUUGUGGGCAAAAUCCCCCGCGACGUCUACGAAGAUGAGCUCGUCCCCGUGUUCGAGUCCGUCGGCCGCAUCUACGAAAUGCGCCUGAUGAUGGACUUUGAUGGGAAGAACCGCGGCUAUGCCUUUGUGAUGUACACGCAGAAGCACGAGGCGAAGCGUGCCGUCAGGGAGCUGAACAACUACGAAAUCCGUCCCGGCAGGCUGCUGGGUGUGUGCUGCAGCGUGGAUAACUGCCGGCUCUUCAUCGGAGGCAUUCCCAAGAUGAAGAAGAGAGAGGAGAUCCUGGAGGAGAUUGCCAAGGUGACGGAAGGCGUGCUGGAUGUCAUUGUGUAUGCCAGCGCCGCAGACAAGAUGAAGAACAGAGGCUUCGCCUUCGUGGAGUAUGAGAGCCAUCGAGCAGCGGCAAUGGCCAGGAGGAAACUGAUGCCGGGAAGGAUCCAGCUGUGGGGACACCAAAUUGCUGUUGACUGGGCAGAACCAGAGAUAGAUGUGGACGAAGAUGUCAUGGAGACUGUUAAAAUUCUCUAUGUGAGGAACUUAAUGAUUGAGACCACAGAGGACACUAUUAAAAAGGUCUUUGGGCAGUUUAACCCUGGCUGCGUAGAGAGGGUGAAAAAAAUACGUGAUUACGCCUUUGUGCACUUUACAACCAGGGAAGACGCUAUUCACGCCAUGAACAACCUUAAUGGUGUCGAACUGGAAGGCUCGUGCCUGGAGGUUACCUUGGCCAAGCCGGUAGACAAGGAGCAAUACACUCGCUACCAGAAAGCAGCAAAAGGAGGGGUUGCAGCAACCCCCGAAGUAACUCAGCAACCUAAUUAUGUUUACUCUUGUGAUCCGUACGCACUAGCAUAUUAUGGAUAUCCGUACAAUGCCUUGAUUGGGCCCAACAGAGAUUACUUUGUGAAAGCAGGCAGCAUACGAGGCAGAGGGCGAGGUGCAGCUGGCAACAGAGCCCCAGGCCCCAGGGGCUCCUACCUGGGGGGAUACUCCGCCGGCCGUGGCAUCUACAGCAGGUACCAUGAAGGCAAAGGAAAACAGCAGGAGAAAGGAUACGAGCUGGUACCCAACUUGGAGUUACCUGCGGUCAAUCCAGUGGCCAUUAAGCCUGGUGCAGUGGCCAUCCCUGCCAUCGGGGCCCAGUACUCCAUGUUUCAGGCCGCGCCACCAGCCAAGAUAAUGGAAGAUGGCAAAAUCCACACUGUCGAGCACAUCAUCAACCCAAUAGCCGUCCAGCAGGACCCAGCCAGCGCGGCAGCUGCCGCGGCCGCAGCUGUAAUACCAGCUGUCUCAACACCUCCUCCCUUCCAGGGCCGCCCCAUCACGCCAGUGUACACCAUGGCUCCCAACGUGCAGCGGAUCCCCGCCGCCGGCAUUUAUGGGACAAGUUAUGUGGCCGUCGCAGCCCCUGCC
Messenger RNA from Tauraco erythrolophus (red-crested turaco), 1653 nucleotides. It is a transcript of the gene RBM47, whose product is annotated as RNA binding motif protein 47. The record is from RefSeq and is a predicted model, not a curated record. Lineage: Eukaryota; Metazoa; Chordata; Aves; Musophagiformes; Musophagidae. Gene Ontology annotation, molecular function: RNA binding.